AGAGAGAGGGAGGGAGAGUGAGAGGGAGAGAGGGAUAGAGAGAGAGGGAGGGAGAGAGAGAGGGAGAGAGAGAGAGGAGGGAGAGAGAGAGAGAGAGACGGACAGAGAGAGAGAGAGAGAGAGAGAGAGAUGUCUCUGCGUCUUUGCGCUCGGAGCUAAAUCCUCGCGCAGCUUUUAUUUUUAUUUAAUUUUAUUUAUUUGAUUGUAGGUUUUGUUUCCGAGCUUCUCUCGAGCGCGAGAUGGAGAUGGGUUCCUGAAACAGACUUCUAGUGAAAGUGCAUCAUUAUGACUAACCGGACGAACGCGUCCAGCUGUUUGUGUGACGGUGACGCGCCGGACAGCACAACACACACAGACCUGGACUGGGACUUUGAGUACCCGGUCCAGCUGUAUCCUGUGCCAGUGUUAACCGGGAUCACUGUGACCUGCUCGCUCCUGUUCCUGGUUGGAAUUAGCGGAAACCUGCUGACCAUACUGGUGGUCUUGAAGUACAAGGACAUGCGGACCACCACUAACCUGUACCUGUGCAGCAUGGCGCUGUCGGACCUGCUGAUCUUCCUGUGCAUGCCGCUGGACCUGUACCGGAUGUGGCGCUACCGGCCCUGGAACUUGGGCGACCAUCUGUGUAAGCUCUUCCAGUUCAUCAGUGAGAGCUGUACCUACUCUGCAGUGCUGAGCAUCACGGCGCUGAGCGUGGAGCGCUACGUGGCCAUCUGCUUCCCGCUCCGCGCCAAAGUGCUGGUGACCCGCGGGCGCGUGAAGGCGCUCAUCCUGCUGCUUUGGCUUGUGGCUCUGUGCAGUGCGGGACCCAUCUUUGUUCUGGUGGGUGUCGAGCACGAGAACGGCACCGACCCGCACGAGACCAACGAGUGCAAAGCGACCGAGCACGCAAUCCGGUCCGGGCUGCUCACCGUCAUGGUGUGGAUCUCCAGCGUGUUCUUCUUCCUGCCCGUGCUGUGCCUCACCGUGCUCUACAGCCUCAUCAGCCGCACUCUGUGGAGAAGGAAGAAGAACCCAGUGGGACCCGUGUCCAGUCGGGAGAAGAACAACACACAGACGGUGAAGAUGUUAGCCGUGGUGGUCUUUGCGUUCGUUCUCUGCUGGCUGCCAUUUCAUUUGGGCCGCUAUCUGUUCUCCAAAUCAUCAGAAGCUGAUUCUCCACUAAUCACUCAAAUGAGCGAGUACUGCAACCUCGUCUCCUUAGUUCUGUUUUAUUUCAGCGCCGCCAUCAACCCCAUUCUCUACAACAUCAUGUCUAAGAAGUACAGGAUUAUGGCCUGCAGGCUGUUUGGAGUGAGAUGCACUCAAGAGCGCUCAAAGUCAUUGAAUUCAGAGAACUGCCCGGUGUGGAACGAGUCCAGUGGAACCACAUGACAGAGGAGGAGUGGGUUCUGCUCUGAGGGCUGAAAGGUUCCUGUGGAGGCAAGAGGAAUUAUACACGAAUCCUUUUGAGCGUUCAAGCUAGUUAAAGUGGUGUAAAAUCACUCCGAGGGGUUACGGGUCAAAACGGCUCAGAACAGAUAAUCGACUUUUUAAAAAAAACUGUAUAAUUGCUCCAGUAGAGUGAAAACUUUUAUCUGUACUUCAUCAUAAAAACCCUGAACUGCUAACCGUGUGACCGUUGAGUGCAUUAGCGUGAGUCUCAUUGUUUCAGACCUUUUUAACGUGCAGAUCUUCACACUGCAGAUUUAUCAGACACCAGACACCACUAACGCCAUGGAGCUGACUGUAAUAAAGCCGCAGUAUGUCACAGCAGAACUUUUUAUACGCUGCAUUUUCACUAAACUGUUGUCACAUAUGUAGAGUUUAUAUGCAUCUACACAAAAAUGCCUUAAACCUUGUGAGUUACUGGAGGACAAAGUGAGCACUGUAGAUGAAGCACUGUACAUAGUACCCGAUAGCGGGGAAAUACAAUCGUGCUGCCUGAUUAAACAUCUGUUUACAUACAAAACACAUCUGUUCUGCUUAAAUAUGUCAAAUAGAAAACAUUCAGCUCAUGGUAUAUCUACAGCACUGUGCAAAAGAUUUUAUUUUUACUUCAUUUUGUACAUGGGGAAAGGUUCUGUGUAGAACCCUAGAACAGACGCUUUCCUUUUCUGGAAAAGUUCUAACCAUAACCUGUUUGGAAA
Messenger RNA from Ictalurus furcatus (blue catfish), 2129 nucleotides. RefSeq names its product growth hormone secretagogue receptor b (gene ghsrb). Gene Ontology annotation, cellular component: plasma membrane. Gene Ontology annotation, biological process: hormone-mediated signaling pathway; G protein-coupled receptor signaling pathway. The transcript is spliced from 2 exons. Gene Ontology annotation, molecular function: growth hormone secretagogue receptor activity. NCBI's taxonomy places the organism in Eukaryota, Metazoa, Chordata, Actinopteri, Siluriformes, Ictaluridae. The record is from RefSeq and is a predicted model, not a curated record. Bases 286 to 1374 code for a protein of 362 amino acids.